GUGUUUCUAAGUGACCAGAGCACUUUAAAAUGAUGUAAAGUACAGUCACAAACUGAUUAUAAGAUAAUUACAAAUAAGUUCUCUGGGAUUAUAGAAUACUUUAACUUGUUAUGUUUGCACGACCCAGGUAACAUGAGCAAUGCCCCCACCACGUGAAUUUGGGCGGCAAAGUUGUCACGUUUUACACAGUACAAAUGACAAGAAUUCACCGCCUGACCAUCAUUUUUUGUUCUUGCUUGCAUCGACAACCGGAAGGCUACAAAGAUGACACUACCUCUAAGACUAACUGUUCUGACAGAAAUUCAAAAAGUAUGCAAUGUUGUCGGAGGCAUUGAUACACACCAGUUGCACUUAAUAAAUGGGGCAAAAGAUGGUUUGAUGAGGUUGAUUGAACCCGAUGCGAAAAUAAUCGUUAUAGAAAUGGACUUUUCGAUGACACGGCCUCCUCAAUUGAGGGUAUGGGGUGAAACAGUGAAGGCGAUUACCAACAUCUUAGACGCGACACCUAGGGGAGAAAAGUUCCAUUAUAGAGUUGAGGGUGUCACUCUAAGAGAGGGUCCGCGAGGAACACCCGGGUCUGACAAUGAAUAGAGGCCAGUCGGGUCUUCAUGUAGCAAAUGGAUUUGGGUGUGAUACAGAUGACAUCAUCACGUAUGACGAGUUGCGGUUUACUCUAAUACCGCACAGCUAUGAAGAACCACCUGAGCAAUUUGUUGAACCUGUGUUUACUGCCUUAAAACGGGCAUUCGCAGUUGCUGAUCAAGACGUUGGUAUAUACCUUCAGUAUACGUUGAUGCACUACCAA
This is a messenger RNA of Owenia fusiformis, 805 nucleotides long. The record is from the annotation of a GenBank genome assembly. NCBI's taxonomy places the organism in Eukaryota, Metazoa, Annelida, Polychaeta, Sabellida, Oweniidae.